Messenger RNA from Closterium sp. NIES-67, 2798 nucleotides. Lineage: Eukaryota; Viridiplantae; Streptophyta; Zygnematophyceae; Desmidiales; Closteriaceae. The record is from the annotation of a GenBank genome assembly.
GUGAGGGGACGUUUGGGUUUCGUUCGCCUGCUGGAGUCAGUUGUACAGCAUCUAAAUUUGGAUCAGCGUACAUAACCGUGCAGCUGCUGCCAGUGGUCCGUUCUAGUGCCUGUCUAACGAUGGUUCUUACGAGCUGUAGAGGUUAAACUAUUGCCAUUUCUACGUGGUUGCUCGUCGUUCUGUCAGAAGCCAUGAAUCCUCUUCGUCGAUCUCUCUCGGCGGUUAUCAAGCGAUUACAAAUUCAGCGUCUCCGAGCAGCCACCUGUUUAACGCCUCUCGCACUCCUACUAUACGUCGUCGUUCUUCAAGCUAGCGGAGCGCUAGCCAAUGUACCAGGCAAUAAUAUUUUUUCGGGGAUUGGCCGGUCGUUCCUGGAAGUCAGUGGGACUAAAUCUGACAGCGUUGCUCGAAGAAACCUCCCGUUUGUCGCGGAGCUGAAUUAUGGCUACUUCAAACCGUCUCUCACCAGAAUCUCUGCGUCGUCUUCUCGACGGAACUUAGUGGAAGCGCGGAUGUGGCUUUACGGUCACGUGCUCACACAAGGCUACUACUACGCCAACUUGUGGUUCGGCACGCCUGGCCAUCGCUUCGCGGUGAUCGUGGAUACUGGCAGCACCGUGACGUACGUGCCGUGCGCCUCGUGCACCGAGUGCGGUAGCCACCACCAGGACCUGCCGUUUGAGCCGGAGAAGUCGUCGACGUACCAGUUUGUCCCGUGCCAGUCGGAGCAGUGCCCGUACCACGACUGCCAGGACAACUCGGACGAGUGCUCGUACGACCGCCACUACGCCGAGAACAGCAGCAGCAGCGGGCUCAUCGUCUCCGACGUCGUCACCUUCGGCAACGCCUCCACGCUCCCGCCCGCGCGGAUUCUCUUUGGCUGCGAGCUGGGCGAAACGGGGGAUAUUUACACGCAGAAGGCGGACGGGAUCAUGGGCAUGGGGCGGGGGGAGUUGGGGAUUGUGAGCCAGCUGUCGACGGGAGCUGGGAAGGUGAUGGAGGAGCAGUUCUCGCUGUGCUAUGGGGGCUCGGACGGGGGCGGCGGGGCCAUGAUCAUGGGCGCCAUUGAGCCGCCCGCUGGGAUGAAGUUCACCAGGCUUGACAUGCAAGGUAGCAGCACGUACUACAACGUGAUCCUCAACACCAUCAAGGUGGACGGCAAGCCUCUGCCGCUGGACGCGUCGGUGUUCCGCGGCGGGUACGGCGUGGUGAUGGACAGCGGCACCACCUUCUCCUACCUGCCGCGCAAGGCCUUCGAGGCCUUCAAAACCGCUGUGGAUGCGGGAGUGAAGGGCGUGCAGAGCGUUCCUGGCCCAGAUUCGGUGUACCAGGACGUGUGCUAUGGCGGAGCCUCAGACAAGAUAGAGGAGCUGUCCAACCACUUCCCCUCGGUCUCCUUCACCUUUGAUGGCGACGUCGUCUAUGACCUCACGCCAGAGAACUACCUCUUUCGGCAUGUGAAAGAGCCGGGUUCCUACUGCCUGGGGUUCUUCAAGAACAACGACCGGGGAACACUCAUCGGAGGCAUUAUAAUGCGCAACACCCUGGUGACGUACGACCGUGUGAACAGCCGCAUCGGCAUGUGGAAGACGGACUGCCAGCAGCUGUACCAGGGGCUCCAGCAGGCGUAUACAGAGCAAGGACUCAACCCCGCGCCCCUCCCAGAAUACCUGCUCAAUGAACCUCCCCCCCUGCCGGAUUCCGCUGUCGAAGCCAAUAAAAAUGGUGGAAGUGGUGGCUCAGAGGGAGGGGGGGGGAGUGGGAGUGGGGAGAAAGGGGAUGAAGGAGGGGGUGGAGGGGGAGGGGACGAGGGAGCGGGUGGUGAUGAGGCCAGUUCAGGCGACGGGGCGUCUGGUGACGAGUCUGUUAUAUUGUCAUGUGACGGCUGUGCUGGCAGCAUUGUGGCGGACCUGCUGGUGGGGCUGCCUCUGCUGCAGUUCGCCCCGCUCGUCAACCCCUUUGUGCACGACCUCUCACGGGAGCUGGGGCUGCUGGAGUCGCAGGUCACAGUGGUGAGCUUUCACGAGGGCGAAGGCACUGCCCAGCAGCAGCAGCAAGCGGCAGGGGAGGGAGGCAGUGGUGCCGCGGGCAGUGUGGCAGCGGCAGGCGUGGGCAGCACGCGGGUGAACAUCUCCAUCCUGCCCUCGCCGCCUCAAGUUGUCCUCGACAAGGCCACCGUGCAGCGAGUGGUGAACGUGCUGCAGAGCAGCAUGGCCAUCCGGGAUGUGUUUGGGACGGUCACCGUGCUGCAUGUGCAAGUGGUGCAGGCUCCCGCUCAGGGCUCCAGCUCCCCGUUCAUCUGGCUAGGAGUGGGGGCUCUUUCUCUAGUGCUCCUGCUGCUGCUGCUCCUCUUCGCGUGCUACUGCUGCUGCAGACGGAGAUCUGAUGGGAUAUCUGCAAGGGUCGAGGAAAGAGACGAGGAGGAGGGGUUGGCGGAUAACGAGGAGGGAAAGGGGAACGAUGCUGGGAAUGGGGAAGAGGAAGGGGAUGGGGAACUGGGUGAAAAGGGUGUCAAGGUCGGUUUGUUUGGAAGUGGGAAGGUGCAGAGCGGUUCGGGGGAGGCGAUGUCGAUGUUAAAUGGGCGUGAGGAGGGGGAGGAAGUGGAGGAGGAGGGAGAGAAGGUGACGAUUCUUCAGCAGAGGGAGCCCAGUGCUCCUCAUUUGUGAUUUUUUGUCAGGGUGGGUGCUCUCUUGUUUCUUGGAUUUUGAGUUGAUGGUUGUAUAAGAUCAAUCUUAAGUAUUGUUGGUCGCAAUGGAUGGAAUGCAUAAGUGCCACCCUAUCCUGUUUGGCCACACAAA